Molecule: messenger RNA, 324 nt
Organism: Phytophthora sojae
Lineage: Eukaryota; Oomycota; Peronosporomycetes; Peronosporales; Peronosporaceae
Exons: 1
Coding region: 1-324 (107 amino acids)
Source: RefSeq, a predicted model, not a curated record
AUGGCAUUGCCAAUUCCUGAUAAACUGCAGGUCAGCCUGACCAUCAAAGUUGGUCAGCCGUACUCUAACAGUCGCACGACCUAUGGAGCACCGAUUGUGUUCGAGUUCCAGCAUGGCGAAGGCUACGGUGUCCUGCGAGCUCAGAUCGACAGCAAGAUUGCUGCGUUUACUGACAUCACAUGGGAGUCGGAUGCGCCCAUUCUGUUCAAGCCAUUUGCAAAUGCGUCACAAGCAGCAUUCGUUGCAUUUGCGAGUUCACAGCAUGAAUUUGCUGACAGAAUUAAUCGAUUAUGGAAACAAGCCGCUCGCCGCAAGACUGGGUAA